UCCGCGCUCGGGGCCGAGGGGCGGGCGGGUGGGCGAUGAAUGGGUUCAGCACCGAGGAGGACAGCCGGGACGGGCCGCCCGCCGCCCCCUUUUACGGCCAGAGCUGCUGCCUCAUCGACGACGGCGAUCGCUGCGUGCGGCCCGCGGGCAACGCGUCCUUCAGCAAGAGGAUCCAGAAGAGCAUCUCGCAGAAGAAGCUGAAGCUGGACAUCGACAAAAGCGUGAGACAUCUGUAUAUAUGUGAUUUUCACAAGAAUUUUAUUCAAAGUGUCCGAAACAAACGGAAAAGGAAGACAAGUGAUGAUGGAGGUGACUCUCCUGAGCACGAGACGGACGUCCCGGAGGUUGACUUGUUCCAGCUCCAGGUGAAUACUCUGCGACGUUACAAGAGACAUUAUAAGCUGCAGACUAGGCCUGGACUCAACAAGGCUCAGCUGGCAGAAACUGUCAGUCGACACUUCAGGAAUAUUCCUGUGAAUGAGAAAGAGACUCUUGCUUAUUUCAUCUAUAUGGUGAAGAACAACAAGAGCAGGCUGGACCAGAAAUCAGAAAGUAGCAAGCAACUAGAAUGAAGACUAACAAGACUUGGAAUAGGAGAAAUCUUGAAGGAACACAUGGUAUUGUGCUUUUUAGAUAUAUAUAAAAACUUUUGAAGUAUAUUGUAAUUUUUUUUUUUUAAUGCAGUAAAUCUGGAUGACAGAAAAGUAUAAACAGUUCUUAUCAGGAAUAUUUCAGAACACGUGCACACCUUUUUUCCUGAAGACUUCUCAUCCUCAUUUAAAACUCACGUUGGAAUAAAGCAAUGAGAAUAACAAGGAAACAGAGUAAACUUAGGACUGCGGAAUCUGUUAACGUAGUGUUUUAAAAUGUUUCUGGAAAUCUACAUCUCAAUGCAAUUUAGAUCACAGAUGGAUUUGUUUUUUUUCCCCUGAAUUCAGCUGUCUCACCAAACGCCAUACAGUUUGUUUUUAUGCAGGACUGGAAUAGCAGCAGAGAUAAAAUGCAGUGUCGAGGUGCGUGGCUCAGCAGUUUGUCUGAAGCUUGCUCCUCACGUACAUGUGCUCUGUCUUGCCUUGAGGCAGUGCUUCAAGUCUCAAAUUUCUAUGAAUGCUCCAGCUCACCAACUCUACUCCAGUGAAUACUCAACUAGACUGAAAAUUGAUUUUUUUUUUUUCAUCUUCCCUUCCCCCUUCUCCCCCCAAAAUGGAAGCCAAACAACUUUCUAGAAUCUCUUUUUUCCAAUUUAAGAAUUCACUUCUGAAUUAUCUAUAAGCAUUUAAGGACUUUUGCAGCUCCUCAGAAUGUGGUAUCAAGGCAGAUUUGCUGGGCUUGAUCAUGUUGGUAGAAAUGCUCUUUCACUUCACUUCUGUGUGUUUCCUUUGUGUUCAAGACUUAAUGAUAGUAGGUGAAACAGUGGGUUAAGACAUCUGUCUCUUAAUCUCUGUGCCAGAUCAGGUAUCAGUCAGAAGCAAUGUGACUUUUAUACUGACAUUGGUCUUUAACAGGUGUCACAAAGCUGCAGUGUGGGUUAGUGUGCUCUGCUUAGUGUAAAUCAGACUUAAGCUAAUGAUGUAGCACAGUAACCAAGGUGAUGAACUGGCUGGAGAGUGGUUCAUCUGUCUCUGUGAACGAGCAGAAGUAUGGAAGCACUUUUGUCCUAUGAGCAUUACUUGUGCUUUCCUAAGAGUUCUGUGACCUGGAGGGUGGAUUGCUGGUGCUCACAAACAGUGCUGUAGACAGAAGUAUCUCUGGUUUUGUUAUUUAAAGCCAAUGUGUCCUUAUAAACAACGCAGUAGUUAUUUUGGCUAAAGGAGCUAAUGAAAUUGUUGGUCACGUCUGUCUGCUCUCCAGUGACCUCAAAUUCUAUACAAGGGGAUCUCCUGUUUUAAAGCACCACUCUGUUUUCAUGCUGUCCUAACCAUUGUCUCCAUUCUGUCGCAAGAUGCCAAGACUCCACACACAGAGUAUAUUCUCAACAAGCCUUAAGCACUGAACUCAACAGUUGAAAACAUUGGCUAGCAUUUUAAUAAUCUGAAUCUAGACGAUGCUUUGUUGAAGAACAGAACACAGCCACAAUCCCAGCUUGACACUGCAUCAGAUGUUUUGUAAGGCACGAGUGAAGCUCUCCCAGGGUCUCUAAAAAAUCAAGUCACAAUUUAAAGCAAGGUGUUCACAUCAGCUUUGAAUGGUGUGCUAAAAGUUUAAGGAAAUGUUAAAUGAACUUCAGCAUGUUUAAGUUCUGUGUCAUAGCCAGAAAUAACCUGUUAUGGUACAUGCCCCAGUUGUGAAGUUUUGGGAGUGUGGUGGUUUCAGCAUUUCCUUGUUCAGUUCGGUGUGGAAUCAAAGAACAUCGGACAGGAGAAGUGCUCAGAGAAUGAGGAGAGAAUGUCAAGUACUGGUAUUUUGUGAAUGUCUAAAAAUUUCUGACUUAUGGUGAUCCUUACUGGAAGGAUGGAGCAGUUCCCACAUCAGUCAACGAGAUCUGGCUUCUCUCAUUCAGGACGGAUAGCUAAAAGGGUAUUUUCACUGACUGCAUAUUAAUACUCAAAGUGCUCACGUAGUCAGAGGAUAUUAUUAAGGGAAGAUGAGUUUCUGAGUUGAGAGUUUUGCCUCAGCGUAACCUGUAGACCAAAACUGAAAAAAAAAAAAAAAAAAAAAAAAAAA
Messenger RNA from Phasianus colchicus (ring-necked pheasant), 2664 nucleotides. It is a transcript of the gene SAP30L, whose product is annotated as SAP30 like. Gene Ontology annotation, biological process: regulation of DNA-templated transcription. The record is from RefSeq and is a predicted model, not a curated record. Gene Ontology annotation, cellular component: histone deacetylase complex. Gene Ontology annotation, molecular function: transcription coregulator activity; protein binding. Lineage: Eukaryota; Metazoa; Chordata; Aves; Galliformes; Phasianidae.